CUGCCCCGUCGCAGGAGGAGGAGGGGGGCAAUCCCUGCUUUUAUUUUUCUUUCCAGACGGCCACAGCAGAGCACAAAAACAAACUUGAACCAGACGAGCUUUGGGUCAACCCUUGCGCUCGUGUCCUCGUCUGAAGCAGAGGAACUGAAGGUGUGUAACUGAAGAGAUUUCCUCUAUUUUAUAUUUCCAUUGUUGGAAAAAAGGGAAGGGCUCUGUCAAGAAAAAAAAACAACGUUUGGAAAUUAAGUUAUGCGUCAGUGAGUGCGCACUUAACGCAUAGUGUUGCACCAUGAAAGUUUGAGAUGCUGGAUCGUCUGGGCCGUGUUCCUGUGCAUGUGUUAGGCUUUGCUUCCUUUGUUGGUGUCGUCUCUUCAGGACUCGCUGUGAUCAUGUAUCGCCUUUAAAAACUUUUAAAGCGCACUCGAAACCUGUGGAGGUAAGGCGCAGAGAGAAUGGGGGCCAAACCGAGCAGCCCCGUGUUUGACGGUAGAACUCGGGCUUACUCCAGCUCUGACCUCCCAUCUGGAAACCCCAACGGAGGAGAAAGGAUUGCGGGGUUUAGGUACACAAAUGGACCUGAUGGCCCCCGGAUCCGAUACACAGGUGGAGGGCCAACGAGCUCCGGGCUCAGUAUACCGGCCGGCGGCAGGUCAGGGUCACACGUACUCAAUCAGAGCCUCGAUGUCACAGAUGGUGACGAUGAGGACCAGCUUCCUCCUGAGGGCCACAGGCUGCUGAUAGGGUCCCUACCAGCUCAACUAUCUCCUCGACUGCUGGGAGGCUUCCACUGUCCUGUUUGCUCCAAGUUUAUGGAAUCGGGGGAAAUAGAGAAGCACCUGCUCAUGUGUUUCAGCAAAACGCGCCUCACCUACAACAAGGACAUCCUGUCCAGAGACUCUGGGGAAUGUUCCAUCUGUUUAGAAGAGCUGGAGCAGGGAGACACCAUUGCCAGGCUGCCCUGCCUCUGUAUCUACCAUAAAGGGUGCAUAGACGGGUGGUUUCAGGUGAAUCGCUCAUGUCCGGAGCAUCCCACCGAGUAAGAGCUGCACUGUGCUUGACUGUGCGCCCUUACCUCAUCCCACCACUGUCUGUUCUGGCCAAGCAUCAGCAAUUCUCAGGGAUUGUAAGACGUUACUGUUUACCAGAUUUUUCAUAUUGCCACAUGGAACAGCGGUGGACUUCAGAUAGGCUUUCUCCAGAGGUCUUGGAAUGUUCAAAGAACCACUUGUGGAGUCAUUUUGUCUCUGGAAAGUAUGUGAAUUUUUCUCAUGCCACCUUCUGGCCUAAAGUGGGUUCAUGCAACCUGGAAUCUGAACUGAACUAUUUUGUUGAACUGGGUGUGGUUUUAUAGUGGUGGACUUGUACGCCCUGCAUAAAGAAAGAUGUCUGACGUCUCUUUUCAGAGAUUUAGACUGAGAAUCCGUUGAGAGACUGGAUCAGAAGGCUGAUGUUGUGCAAUAUGAAAAACAGCCAUACAGAGUGAUAAAUGUCUAUAUCAGCUUUAAGGGAUGAUUGCAGUGUUGAUGGUAGUUAGGAAAAAUAUCUUAAUUUUAUUGCAAAAUUGGAUAUCAAUGUUGUUCGUUAAACAAUCAUCAGUCUGACAUGAUAUAGUCUGACUUUGUUAAUCACGUUGGCAAUUUAGAACCACAAUAAUGUGACUGUAGUUCAGUGGUGGAAUUAUAGAUAGGGUGAAACAUAUUUAAUGAUGAUUCAUACUCUCUAAGGAGUGCCAUAUUAUGCUGCUACGUCACAGACUGGAAAGUUUUCCUAUAACCUUUGAACCUUUGUCCUGUGUUCUUUCUAUUUGUACUGUAAUGAAUUGCACAACAAUAAAUGUUUUGUCUUUGUGGCUUUUUCCUGCA
Messenger RNA from Mugil cephalus (flathead mullet), 1862 nucleotides. Its product is annotated as E3 ubiquitin-protein ligase ZNRF2-like. The transcript is spliced from 4 exons. The record is from RefSeq and is a predicted model, not a curated record. The coding region runs from base 453 to 1040 and encodes 195 amino acids. Lineage: Eukaryota; Metazoa; Chordata; Actinopteri; Mugiliformes; Mugilidae.